AUGCAGACUGCUUCUACAAACAUUUGUGAAAUAAUGGCAGUUAGUCCAUCUGUAAAAUUUCCUUGCUAUCAAAUAUUUCAUGGUCAACUGUUAGUGGUAUUAUAACAAAGUGGAAGCAACUGGGAACAACAACAACAACAACUCAGCCACAAAGUGUUAAGCCACGUAAAAUGACAGAGCGGGGUCAGUGCAUGCUGAAGUGCACAGUGCGCAGAAGUCGCCAACUGUCUGCAGAGCUAAAGACCUCCAAAGUUCAUGUGGCCUUCAGAAUAGCACAACAACAGUGCAUAGAGAGCUUCAUGGAAUGGGUUUCCAUGGCCGAGCAGCUGCAUCCA
Messenger RNA from Staurois parvus, 335 nucleotides. NCBI's taxonomy places the organism in Eukaryota, Metazoa, Chordata, Amphibia, Anura, Ranidae. The record is from the annotation of a GenBank genome assembly.